Molecule: messenger RNA, 2376 nt
Organism: Hydractinia symbiolongicarpus
Lineage: Eukaryota; Metazoa; Cnidaria; Hydrozoa; Anthoathecata; Hydractiniidae
Exons: 2
Coding region: 1-2376 (791 amino acids)
Biological process (GO): proteolysis
Molecular function (GO): aspartic-type endopeptidase activity; nucleic acid binding; zinc ion binding
Source: RefSeq, a predicted model, not a curated record
AUGUUGUUAGAGCAAUUCAAUCCAAUAGCAAAUUUAAUCGCAGAUCAGGAACAGAAUAAAAUUAAAAAUGGAAAGGAGUCGAAGAGAGAUGAGAAAAGAGUGAGAACAUUUGCAACAGGUGCAGGUAGUGAACGCAGUACGAAGUGUUGGAUUUGUUCAGAAAAUCAUUUUGUUUUUAAGUGCAGAGAAUUCGAAUCAAAACCGGUGGCAGAUUGUAGGAAGUUUGUUUUAGAAAAGGGGCUUUGCUUCAAUUGUCUUUCACCUUCUCACAAAAUAAAAGAAUGUAAAUCUAAGAAGAGGUGUCGAGAAGAUAAAUGUGGAAAACGUCACUACACCCUGCUGCAUUUAGGACCGCCACAACAAAAUGAAAAUGAAGAUACAAAGAAUGAAUCUGAGGCAACAAUCACCCGAUCUCGUACCACAACUGACACCUAUCUUCAAGUUAUCCCGGUUACCGUAACUCAUAACAACAAAUCAGUAACAACCAACGCUAUUUUAGAUAGUGGAUCAGAUAGCACCUUAAUUUGCGAAGAAACAGCGCGGAAACUCGGAUUAGGUGGGAAGGAGCAAUCGUUGAGAGUAUCGACGAUCCUAUCGAAUUCACAGACGUUUAAAUCAAAAAUCGUAUCAUUUAAUGUUCAACCUACCAAUCUAAAAAAAGAAAUCAGAAUCGAAAAAGCAUGGGUUGUACCAGAUCUUAACACUCCUACUGAAAAAAGAAACAUCACAGAUUUAAAACAAAAAUAUGUUCAUUUAAAAGACAUCGAUAUACCAACCUUAUUAAACGUCGACAGAGUAACAGUACUUAUUGGAAUCGAUACACCAUCACUUCAUAUUCAACAGGAUUAUCGAGUUGGAAAACACAACGGACCAGUAGCUGUUAAAACGCAACUUGGUUGGAUCCUAUUUGGUGGAAAGAAUAAAAACAUAUUUACCAAUAUUAAUCGAUUAGAAACUACGGAUAAUCUCAAUAAAGCAGUAGAAAGAUUCUGGGAAAUUGAGUCAUAUGGAACAAAGCCUCCACUCUAUCCAGACCUACUAACGAAAGACGAGAAACAUGCGUUACACAUACUUAAGUCGACCACGAAAAUGAAAGACGGUCAUUUUGAAGUCAAGGAAUAUAUCGCUCUUAGACAUGCAAGAAAGCUUUCAGACUUUGAGAAGAACCAAACAUCCGAUAUCACCAACUACAUACCACAUCAUGGUGUUGUCCAUCCUAACAAGCCCGGAAAAGUUCGUGUAGUAUUUGACGCAGCUGCAAAGUACAAAGGUAUUUCAUUAAACGACAACUUGUUGCCCGGUCCAGACUUGCUGAACAACCUAGUAUAUGUAUUACUCACAUUCCGUACCAAUCGUUACGCAAUUAUGGCUGACAUUGAAAAAAUGUUUCAUCAAGUCAAAGUAUCAAGGAUAGAACAAGACGCUCUUCGUUUCGUUUGGCGAGAAAACACCAGCGACAACAUUGAUGACUUUGCCAUGCAAGUACAUUUAUUUGGUAAAGUAGACUCACCUUGUUGCGCAAAUUACGCUCUUCGACAAACUAGUAUCGAUCACGAUCGCGAAAUCGUAGACGCUAUCACGAAAAAGUUUUACAUGGAUGAUUAUCUGGACUCCAUGAAAACGGUAGACGAAGCUGUAUCGAUAGCAAAAACCGUGACAGAAGCAUUGAAAAGGUGUGGCUUUCGUUUAACAAUAUGGCUUUCAAAUUCUUGUGAAAUUCUUAAGUGUUUUCCAAAUACCGAAACCGUAAUCAACGUCAAUCUAGAUCUAAACAAAUUACCAACUGAAAGAGUACUUGGUAUGUUAUGGAAUCCGAAUACUGACUAUUUCACAUUCAAAGUUGUCAACAAGCCAUCACCUGAAACUAAAAGAGGUAUAUUAAGUUUAACAAGUUCAAUAUUUGACCCCCUUGGCAUCUUCAUUUUAGAAGGAAAACUUAUCAUCCAAUCUUUGUGGAAAUCCAAAAUAGACUGGGAUGAAGAAAUACCAACCGAAUUAAAAACAAAGUGGUUGAGCUGGAGAAGUGAACUGGAGAAACUAACAUCGAUCAGCAUUCCUCGAUGGCUCAAACUACAAUUCACUCGAUGGCUCAAACUACAAUACGAUAAUCAGUUGAUUCAACUACAUAUUUUUUCCGACGCUUCAAUCAAUGCAUAUGGUGCUUUCGCAUAUCUACGUAUUCCAGAUACGCAUUCCGUCAAUGUAACAUUCGUGAUGGGAAAAUCCAGAGUCGCCCCGUUGAAUCCGAAAUAUCUCACAAUACCAAAAUUAGAAUUACAAGCUGCUGCCCUGGCUACAAGAAUGAGAGAAUCAAUAGUGAGUAGUCUUUCCAUGGACCUCAGUACCAAAUUUUGGACAGAUUCACAAAUAGUUUAA